This is a messenger RNA of Aphis gossypii (cotton aphid), 2606 nucleotides long. Its product is annotated as peptide transporter family 1-like. The record is from RefSeq and is a predicted model, not a curated record. Gene Ontology annotation, biological process: oligopeptide transport; transmembrane transport. Gene Ontology annotation, molecular function: dipeptide transmembrane transporter activity. Lineage: Eukaryota; Metazoa; Arthropoda; Insecta; Hemiptera; Aphididae. Gene Ontology annotation, cellular component: membrane. The transcript has 15 exons. Bases 425 to 2527 code for a protein of 700 amino acids.
UUUUGGCUAUAGGUAUUGUACUGCAGUAGUUGUAUUCAAGUAGUAUAUUAUAUUAUACCAGCAGCUGCCUUCUACCGGUUUCCACGUGUAUAAAUGCUCUUUUGAAUCGUGGUCUUGGAAUAAUAAUAAUAAUAAUCGUGUGUUUAUAUAAUGCGAUACCGUGGUAUCACGCGAUUUUUCUCAAAGAUGUGAUAAAAAAAAAAUUAAUCCAGGAUCAUCGCGUUAAAGCAAACAACGAUAAUAAUAAUUAUAACGACUGUUAUAAAACAUAAAUAAAUGUGUUCGAUUUAAUCAGCCGAGUUGUAACAUCGAUGCCGUCUAUUAUAAUAAUACUGUAAUUUAAUACGAUUAUUUAUUUUAACUCUUGCCUAAUUAAAUUUCAUUAGUAAUUACUGCAGUAGGUAAUAAUAUAAGCCGUAACGGGAUGGAGCCGCCUGUAAAGAAAUUGAAAUCUCCAAAAUCUGUUUGGUUUAUCGUAUGUGAUGAGCUUUGUGAAAGAUUCAACUACUAUGGACUUAGAACUAUUCUAGUGUUAUACCUGACAACGAUAUUAAAUUAUUCCGACGAUGAUUCGACAAUGAUCUAUCAUGGUUUUGUAUUUUUAUCAUAUUUUAUGCCAAUGUUUGGUGCUAUAUUGGCCGACUCUUACUGGGGAAAAUAUAAAACUAUAAUACGAUUGUCAAUGGUUUACGCACUGGGAAAUAUCAUCCUCACUGGAGCUUCGAUGGCCAACAAUUUCACUCUUGAUAAUCAAAGAUUGAUUGCCAUCAUCGGUUUAAUAUUUAUUGCGAUGGGAACAGGUGGUAUAAAACCAUGCGCUUACACAUUCGGCGGCGAUCAGUUUCAAUUGCCGGAGCAACAACAUCAACUUGACCAAUUUUUCAGAAGAUUUAUAAAUUCCAUUUACAUUGGAGCAUCGAUAUCUACAUUUUUAGCACCUGAGCUACGAAAAAGCGCGCAGUGCUUCGGCAGAGAUACGUGUUUUCCACUAGCAUUCGGCGUACUAUCACUCCUCAUGAUAACGGCGAUAGUUAUUUUUAUACUCGGAAGAAACUUGUACGUGAAGAGGAAACCGGAGAAUCACAUUAUCUUCAAAACCUUCGGGUGCAUAUUUUACGCUGCUCGCAAAAAAAUAGUUUCGUUGACUUCUAACAAGGACCGCUCGUUAGAUGUCACUGGCAACAAGUACUCGAAAAUAGAAAUAUCCGACACGAAUGCGGCGCUGGAAGUGUUAUACAUAUUCAUCGCCUAUCCGGUAUUUUGGGCGCUUUACGAACAACAGGGUUCGCGGUGGACGUUGCAAGCGACGUUGAUGGACGGUAAAGUAAAAGACAUCGGUUGGGAAAUCAAACCCGACCAGAUGCAAACUAUUCAUCCCGUGUUGGCAUUCUUGUUGACCUUGUCAUUCGAUCGCAUCCUGUUUCCGUUCCUGGCAAAGUUCGGCAUCCGGCGGCCACUGCAAAAGCUCAUAUUCAGCAAUUUCAUGGCAGUACUCGCCUUUCUGAUGGCCGCUGUUAUCCAGUAUAAAAUAUUCGGAGAAAGUACUGUUAUACCAACUACCGAAGGACAGUUUGUAGUAUACAAUGGCUUCAAUUGUAACGCUCGUAUGUUAAACUCAUCACCGUGGGUGGACACCAACGAUAUCGAUCCAUUGGGCUCAAUUAAAUUCAAGUAUAAACUGGAUUCCGACGAAGACAUCGUGAACAUACAAAUGAAAUUGGACGAACCGUGUAAUUCGUACUUAAACUAUGACGAUCUGAACACUAACGUAACUGUAUCCAGAGGAGAGUCAAUCUCAUAUUUCUUAACGUCCACUGCGAAUAAAGAAAUCAAAUUACGUCGUAUUAAUCAUUACGAUGAUUUCAUAAAGCCUAAGAAUGGUCAUCCAAGUUUAAGAAUCAUAACCGACGAUAAUUUCAUGAAGGACGAAUCUCUUGCUCUCGUGACCACCAGGAAAAACCAUUUAUCGUACAACAUUUCUUCAUUUUCGAACGAAAAUUUUAUACAGAUGUCUUCUGGAAACUAUAGUUUUGUACACGGAGAAAAAGUUAUUUCGAAUAUAACUCUUAUGCCAGCGACCAUAUAUACACUCGUCAUACGUAACAACGAUAGCUACGGCCCGGAAUCGAAAUUGUACGCUACAGACGAGGGCAACUAUUUGCACAUUUUAUGGCAGACACCGCAAUACUUAUUUAUGAUUCUCGCGGAUGUGAUUUUCGUUGCCACGACGAUUGAAUUUUCGUUUACUGAAGCUCCGCUCAGAAUAAAAUCAUUCAUAUCGGCGUGUUACGCAAUGACUCAAUCUAUCGGAAAUCUAGUAGUCGUCAUUAUUUCAGCAUUGUCCUUUCACAAACAAGUACACGAAUAUCUAUUUUUCUCCGGUCUUAUGCUAGCAAAUGCGUUGUUAUUAACUUAUUUGAGUUGUAAUUACAAAUACAAAUCAUUUAGACAACGGCUAACCGAAAACAAAGACAGCGAAGAAGAUUUAACAACAAAUCAAAAUGAACUUCAACUCGGUGUGAAAUAAUCAUUAAAUUAUCUACACAUAUGUUGUCUAAUCGUAUACAAGGUUUGAUUUAAUCUAAUUAAAUUCCUUCGUUAACAAC